Messenger RNA from Scutellospora calospora, 205 nucleotides. Lineage: Eukaryota; Fungi; Glomeromycota; Glomeromycetes; Diversisporales; Gigasporaceae. The record is from the annotation of a GenBank genome assembly.
ACCAAAAAAUUCUUCUACUGCUUGAUAAUGCUGCCUCUUACUUUGAUCCAAAUGAAGAAUAUACUGAUCAAGAUAAAGCUAGUUCUGCUUCUGAAAAUGAAUAUAUUGAAUUAAGUAAUAGUAUUGGCUCAUCUUCUAUGAAAUAUAAAGCUCUUUAUUAUCAUCAUAUUUUAAUGCAAUAUGAGACUGACGAAGAUAUUAAUAA